UAACUCCGGCCCCUUGGCUGCAUUCCAAAAAGCCGCCGGGCGGCAGUGCGCCUUUAAGCACACAGUGGUCGGCAUCGCCGGAGCAGCAGAUGACAGCUCCAGCUCCAGCUCCGAACAAAACCAGCCAGAGAGGCAAAUGAAACUUCCCACCGGCACGCCGGGUGCCGGUGCUGAUUUGCGUGGGCUGCAUUUAAGCGGCUGCGGACUAGUUGAGGGCGAGUGAGCGUUUUCCGUGUGGGAGAGAGGGUGCGUUAGGGAGGCGGGCGGCUGGAGUGGAUGCGCUUCAUUGCCAUGGCGAGGGGACUGCUUCCCUGGGCCUCCCUGAGGAAGAUCUGCGGCAGUCACUACUACAUCCAAGCCCGCUUGCCAUGUGUACGUGUCAAAUACCUCUUCUUCUCAUGGCUUGCAGUAUUUGUUGGGAGUUGGGUGAUAUACGUACAAUACUCCACUUACACAGAAUUGUGCCGAGCUCACGACUGCAAGAAAAUAAUUUGCGAUAAAUACCAGAAAGGAAUUAUUGAUGGAUCGGCCUGUGGCAGUCUGUGUGAUAAAGAUACGCUUUACUUUGGCAAGUGCCUGUCUAAUAAGCCGCACAAUCAGGUAUACAGAGGAGUCUGGGAUGAGUCGCAGAUAGUAUUAAAGUGCAGGCUUGAAGAACUUUUCCACUUUGAUUUAGAUUCCAACAUGGAACCAAGGAAAGAGAUGGUGUUAUUUGACAAACCAACUAAAGGCACUUCCAUGGAGGAAUUUCGAGAAAUGGUUUACAAUCUCUUGAAGGCAAAGCUUGGUGAUCAGGCAAACCUUCAGGAGCUACUGAAACUGGUUGUCACUGUAGCAGAUGGAAAUAAAGAUGGCCACAUCUCUCUUGCAGAAGCAAAAUCUACGUGGGCAUUGCUUCAGCUCAAUGAGUUUUUGAUUACAGUAAUUCUGCAAGACAAGGAACAUACACCAAAACUACUUGGAUUCUGUGGAGAUCUUUAUGUAACAGAAAAAGUCCACUACAGUUACCUCUAUGGACUCACUAUUCCUUGGGUUUUGGAGUUCUUCAUUCCCUCUGGUUUGAGACGUAGUAUGGAUCAAUGGUUUACUCCUUCAUGGCCCAGAAAAGCGAAGAUUGCAAUAGGACUUUUAGAAUUUGUUGAGGAUGUUUUCCAUGGAACAUUUGGCAAUUUCCUGAUGUGUGAUCUGAGUGCAAAUAACAUUGGCUAUAAUACUAAGCAUGACUUAAAAAUGAUAGAUAUGAGAAAAGUUGUACCAGAGGUUAGUUUUAAACAACUAAUUGGUGGCCGCCGCUGCGAGACUGAUGUGGAUUGUGUCUAUGGCACAGACUGCAGGACAACAUGUCAUCAAAGCAAAAAGCAAUGCACCACUGAACUAGAUCAGCCAAACCUGACCAAGGUCUGUACAUUGCUGAAAGAUUACCUUUUAAAUGGUGCUCCCUCAGAUGUGAGAGAAGAACUGGAGAAGCAGCUCUACUCCUGCAUAGCCCUCCGAGGAACAGCCAGCCAAAUGGAAAUGGAACACUCCUUGAUAUUGAACAACCUAAAGACAUUGCUGUGGAAGAAAAUUUCUCAUACAAAAGAUUCCUAAACAUUCAUAGAAGAACAGAAUUCUACAGGAUUAAUUGAAUAAUAUUGGAAAAAGCAUUUUUUUGUUCGUGAAAGGUUUUGUUUUAGUUUGUCCAUUGAGCACAGUAAAUCAUAUUGUUUAUGAUGUUAAAAGGAAAACCACUAGAGAUUUUUAUUAAUUUAAUGGUUAUAAAUUUGGCUGCUUUUCUUUUAAGAGGGUGAAAAAAAACACGUAUGCAGCAUGAUGACUUUUGUAUGGUUUUUAACUACAAUUUGUAGCAUGAUGAUUAAAUGACACAAGAUAUUGCUCAGCUUUAAGAUUUAUGUUGAUAGUAAACUGGAAAAAACCUGUAUAUCUAAGGACAAUCUUUCCUUCUAUGGUAGACAGAACUUUAAAUGUGUCAAAAUUGCAACUCAAUAGGAAUGAAAUUUAUUUUUAAAUUGUUAAUUGAGCACUUUAUAUUCAUAGUCACUUCAUGAAAUCCUGUGGGAUGAGGGUACAGUAUUUAAGAAAAAAAUAUUGGCCAUUAAUUUUUUUUCAGGUCAUUUGUUCAAAAGCUAAUUUUUUUGCAUUAAAGUAAAUUU
Messenger RNA from Pristis pectinata (smalltooth sawfish), 2153 nucleotides. RefSeq names its product divergent protein kinase domain 1A-like. Lineage: Eukaryota; Metazoa; Chordata; Chondrichthyes; Rhinopristiformes; Pristidae. Bases 277 to 1590 code for a protein of 437 amino acids. The transcript is spliced from 5 exons. The record is from RefSeq and is a predicted model, not a curated record.